AUGUCCUUCAUCAGAGCUGCGAGUAAGGUAGCACAGCAAGUCCUUCUGGCUCCAGGGUGCAGCUGUGAACCCCUGUACGUCUCUGCACGGUGCAUCAGUUUCUCACCACGUCAAGUAACCUCCGAUGCCAGCUUUCACUCUGUGUCCUUCUCCGAGACUGACCACCCCAAAGUUCUGAUCACAGGGGGUCUGGGGCAGCUGGGUGUGGGACUUGCCAAGCUGCUUAGGAAGCAAUUCGGAAACAACAAUGUCAUUUUGUCUGACAUCAGAAAGCCUCCAAAUGAUGUUUUCCACAGCGGUCCAUUUAUCUAUUCCGAUAUAUUGGACUACAAGAAUUUACGAGAAAUUGUUGUGAACAAUCGUAUUACCUGGCUGGUGCACUACAGUGCCCUUCUGAGUGCAGUUGGCGAGGCAAAUGUGACCCUUGCUCGUGAUGUCAACAUCACUGGACUGCACAAUAUCCUUGACAUUGCUGUGGAGCAUGGGCUUCGACUCUUUGUUCCUAGCACAAUAGGAGCUUUUGGACCCACAUCCCCUCGUAACCCCACACCAGACCUGUGCAUCCAGCGGCCACGAACCAUUUAUGGGGUCUCCAAGGUCCAUGCUGAGCUAAUGGGAGAAUAUUACCACCACAGAUAUGGCCUUGACUUCCGUUGUCUCAGGUAUCCGGGCAUCAUCUCAGCAGACUCUCAGCCUGGGGGAGGAACAACAGACUAUGCUGUCCAGAUAUUUCAUGAUGCUAUAAAAACGGGUAAGUUUGUGUGCAACCUAAAGCCUGACACACGCCUCCCUAUGAUGUUCAUCGAUGAUUGUCUGAGAGCCACACUGGAGGUGAUGGAGGCUCCUGCUGAGAUGCUGAGCAUGCGUACCUACAACAUCAACGCCAUGAGCUUCACCCCUGAGGAGCUGGCGCAGGAGGUGCAAAAACAGCUGCCUGAUCUUGAGGUCUCUUAUGAAAUUGACCCAGUUAGACAGGCAAUCGCUGACAGUUGGCCCAUGAACUUUGAAGACAGCAAUGCAAGAAAGGACUGGGGCUGGAAACAUGAAUAUGACUUAGCAGAGCUUGUCCAGAUGAUGCUUAACUUCAUUGGCUCUGACUCUAGAGUUGCACAUGUUAACUGAAUACCAUCACUUAGUCUUGCAUACUUAGGUAUGCUGGACAUUAUGGAAUGUUAUUAGCCUUUCUCUGUAGACUACUAGGUGGGUCCAACCAUAGAAAAAGUGUGCAGUUGGUGGAUUCCCAGACUGUUCGUCUGUGUAGCUUGUCUAGAGUAGAUGGAUGAACAGAUACCAAAUUUCAGGACAGUAGAUCCAGUAACUAAAUCUUGCUGGCACUAGUUUACACAAAAACACCAUCACUGGAUCAUUGUACCAAAGCUGACAGGAAAAAGGUGCUAACUCUUUUGAACGUAGACUUGAAGGCAAGUAUCUAAAAUGUGAAAGCAGUACUGUGAUCUGCAGCUAAUGAGGUGAUAAAGAUGAAUCAUCCAGCUAAACAGAAGAGAGAAACAGUUUUUUACAUAAAAAAUUGUAUUUUAAUGAAGAGCUUAUAAGCAAAAGUUUGGGCUCCUGGUUAGAU
Messenger RNA from Pygocentrus nattereri (red-bellied piranha), 1579 nucleotides. RefSeq names its product L-threonine 3-dehydrogenase, mitochondrial-like. The record is from RefSeq and is a predicted model, not a curated record. The transcript is spliced from 8 exons. Gene Ontology annotation, biological process: L-threonine catabolic process. Gene Ontology annotation, molecular function: L-threonine 3-dehydrogenase activity. Bases 1 to 1122 code for a protein of 373 amino acids. NCBI's taxonomy places the organism in Eukaryota, Metazoa, Chordata, Actinopteri, Characiformes, Serrasalmidae.